Messenger RNA from Varroa destructor (honeybee mite), 2612 nucleotides. RefSeq names its product Bardet-Biedl syndrome 1 (gene BBS1). Lineage: Eukaryota; Metazoa; Arthropoda; Arachnida; Mesostigmata; Varroidae. Gene Ontology annotation, molecular function: patched binding; smoothened binding. Gene Ontology annotation, biological process: protein localization to cilium; non-motile cilium assembly. Gene Ontology annotation, cellular component: centrosome; BBSome; axoneme. The record is from RefSeq and is a predicted model, not a curated record.
UACUGGGAACAAGUCACUAGACCAACGAACUCAGCUGACCGUUCAGUCGACGCGGUAGGCACUCAAAACGAAGGAGGUAGGCGGUUCAUGGUCCUGAAGUUUGAUCACCCUGUCAGAAGGGGCUACCAGCCACACAAUCGGAAUUGUCAGAGGAAUUCAGAAACGACUGUUGCUUCUGUUUUAUUUAAUUGACUUUUUGAUAAUAGAAAGACGGGCGCUUGUGAUCAUAUAUGCAUCGUGAAUAGCUAAUAACGGUUAGUGUCGUGAUUUGAAAGCUUACUUUCGUCGGUAGUGGGACGUGGCUAAGAAAUGAAGGGGACGUGCGACGAAAUGGAGAAAUUUUGAAACCAAAAAGAACAGUGACAGCUUCAUUAGCAUUUUAUACUCGCUAGAAUUGGAAAGAUUUAAUAAAAUACGAACGCAUUUGUUCGAGAAGCAUUUUAGCGAAGAACUGCCACUGUUAGCAACGCCGUCUAGGCGAAUGGAUGAAGAACGCCCGUCGACUAAUAACAGUGGAACGUCAGGGAUACCGGCGGACCGCUGGCUUCAAGCGUAUCAUGACCGGUUCGCCGGCUUUAACACCAUUACGCCAAAUAUUUGCUUGGCCGAUCUGUUUGCUGACGGCGAUACGAAACUGCUCAUAGCCGAUAUGGGAGCUCAAUGGGGUAAGCAGAUGCAGCUGCGCGUAUACAAGGGUACAGCGCUAUUAUCCGAACAUACCCUGGUUGAUCUCCCCCUAGCUAUUGCCCCUUUUUAUAUGAAUCUACCUGGGCCAAAGACACCAGCCAUAGCUGUGGCGUCAGGCAGCUCGAUCUACGUGUAUAGAAAUAUGCGCCCCUUCUAUAAAUACAGUUUACCAGCGCUAAAGGUAGCUGACGCCGAAAUUGAGGCAUGGUCUACUGUUCUACAAGACGGGGCUGACCUGAACGUUUUCCGGGAUCUGCUAGUCAAUGUACUGGCUAGCGGAGAAUCGCUCUCUGCCAAAUCGGAGCACUUUUUAACUACGUCGACUAUUCAGGACGCGGAAACGUUCGUUCGACAGCAUGCGGAGUCACCGUUGCGGCGACAGACAGUGCUGACGACACUCUCGACAAUGAAAAAAUCUAUGCACGAGGAAGACGCACUUACGUGUAUCGUCCUGGGGACGGAGAAUCGUGACGUUUACAUCCUUGAGCCGGAUGCUUUUACGGUACUGACGUCAAUGACCGUACCUGCAGUGCCUGUCAUGAUGGACAUUACUGGUUUGUUUGACGUGGAUUACCGCAUUCUCGUCGCCUGUCGGGACGGCUGCAUUUAUAGUCUAAAGCGUGGACAAAAAUCAGCAAAACUGUGCCUAGAGCUGCAUAGCCAAGCUGUAGGACUGUGCGUGAGACCUUCACUUGGUUGUGUUUAUGUGGGAUGUAUGGACCAUAGUCUGAGGUGCUAUUCCACACAGGGAAAAGGACCCAAUAAGUAUGCUCAGCUAUGGAUUGUGCAGCUAAAUCACGCGAUUGUGGCAAUGCAGUCUAUUACAAUUAAGUCGUUGGGUCUUGAGCUUGUGGCUGUAUGCUGUCAAGACGCGAAUAUUUACAUGUAUAAGGAAAAGGAGGUCGUCGACGUUAUCGACACUGGCGAUCCUGUUACCGCAAUACGUUACGGCCGACUUGGACGUGAAGACAACGCUCUCGUCUACGUUACGAGGUCGGGUGCACUAACCGUGAAGAUUCUAAGACGGAAUCAGACGUUCGAAUCGCUUGGGAAAGCGGUUAACAACUCAUCGACAAAUCUCACUGCCGGAAACAAGUUUGUUAUUCCGAAGAAGACGAAGUUGUUUGUCGACCAGACUAUGCGCGAACGUGAAAAUGCUGCCACGAUGCAUCGGGUCUUCCAACAGGAUUUUCAGCGGAUGAAGCUGAUUGCCGCACGUCAGUACGCCGAAACGAUCCAGAAGGCUGGAGCCAUACAAACGAUAACGACUGGUCCAAACGGCAAAGAGCACUCCAUAGCCGAAGUGAAACUGACGGCUCGGGUUCAAGGCCUUGGACCUGAGUUCGCCCUCAUCAUAACGCUUUCCUGUGCAAAAGAUGCGUUUCCGCCACCGUGUGAUCUGCUAAUUGUGUACUCUUACGAUUCUAGCAUUUAUCGACUUGACCGACCUUAUUGUUUCCUACCCUACCUAGCUCCAGGCAUAGCUACAUCGGUCAGCGUGCGCGUAACUUGUAUUAGCGAAUUGCCUGUGAGCGACUCGAUCAAGGUCAUCGUGGUUCCAUACGACAGUACAGCUCCAUCUGUCACAGCCCUGAUUAGUAUGCCCGUCGCUCAAAACGUGUAACAAUGAUGAUUACGUUGAUGGUGAUUAUAAUUACGGUAAUUAUGAUUACGGCAAUGAAAAAGUGCUCCACAAGACCACACAUUACAUAGAAAAUCGGUACGAUUCAAGUAUACUAAAUUACCUGCUAAAUGUACUACUACGCUUUACAGUAACUUGGUGGGUAUAAUAUCCAGCUGUGUAGGGAAUAUGCUGCCAUUAGAUCUACAUUGACCUUGAGAUUCGCAUGAGACUUACGUGGAAGGAGAAUAUAAAGGGAAGACGGCAUAUGUUGAGGCAAUCGAUAUAAGUUGACUUUUAGUAA